This is a messenger RNA of Scaptodrosophila lebanonensis, 531 nucleotides long. RefSeq names its product T-cell acute lymphocytic leukemia protein 1 homolog (gene HLH4C). The transcript has a single exon. Lineage: Eukaryota; Metazoa; Arthropoda; Insecta; Diptera; Drosophilidae. Gene Ontology annotation, biological process: regulation of transcription by RNA polymerase II. The record is from RefSeq and is a predicted model, not a curated record. Bases 1 to 531 code for a protein of 176 amino acids. Gene Ontology annotation, molecular function: DNA-binding transcription factor activity, RNA polymerase II-specific; protein dimerization activity; RNA polymerase II cis-regulatory region sequence-specific DNA binding.
AUGGUCUACGAUAUUACACAUCUGGCGCCCGCGCCGCCACAAAGCAUUUCCCUAAGUCGCUAUUACCUGCAGCAGGAUGCGCCCGAUCACGAACAUGAUCUGGCGGCGGCGAACAAUGCUUUAGCCAAUGGCGGACAUGCUGUCGAGGAAUAUGGGGCCAGCACGACAUUGGAUAUUGAUAAGCGUUUUCAGGCGCGAAUGGCCUGCGAGACGGCCGCACAGCCAGCCCCGCCGCCACCACCAACUCCAGCACCGAGACGUCGCACCACACCCAUUGCCCAUCUAGAUCCCUCGGAGCUGGUGGGCUUGUCGCGCGAGGAGCGACGCCGCAGGCGGCGCGCCACCCUCAAAUAUCGCACCGCUCAUGCGACCCGCGAACGCAUCCGCGUCGAGGCAUUUAACGUCUCCUUUGCGGAACUCCGAAAACUGCUGCCCACUCUGCCGCCGGACAAGAAGCUCUCCAAAAUCGAAAUUCUCAAGCUAGCCAUAUGCUAUAUAGCAUAUCUGAAUCAUGUGCUCGAGACGCCCUGA